Saccostrea cuccullata (small rock oyster) is the source of this 615-nucleotide messenger RNA. RefSeq lists its product as uncharacterized. Lineage: Eukaryota; Metazoa; Mollusca; Bivalvia; Ostreida; Ostreidae. Bases 49 to 528 code for a protein of 159 amino acids. The record is from RefSeq and is a predicted model, not a curated record. The transcript is spliced from 3 exons.
GUCAAAAUUGCCUGUUAAGUCACUGUGUAAAUCUAUAAUAUAAAUAGUAUGUACCUUCGUGCAAAAUUCAUUGUGAAAUUUUAUGGAUUUACGCAAUUCUUCAUUUUGCUCUACUCAGCCAGUUCAUCAGUUCAAUUGACUGGGGAACAUGUAUGUGGAAGUACAGGGAAUGUAACGUAUUGUUGUAAAAACUAUGAAGAAAGAAAUAAUAUGUGUGUCGAGUGCAGAUCUGGAUUAUGGGGAGAUAAUUGCAGCUUGACAUGUCCAAAAAAUCAUUAUGGUCCGCGAUGUAAAUUUGAAUGCGAGUGUGACAAAUCUGAGUAUUGUCAUCGUGUAUGUGGCUGUGUGUCAAAUUUGACCAAGGCUUUUGACGACACACAGAAGAUUGACAAUGUCAUCAGCAUGCAUGACAUUAAAUAUACAGAUAUUACACAGACCUUUUUGAUGGAAGUAUGUUUAUCUUCAACAAUAAAAUCCAUUGAAUCAACUGUCAACGACGUUGGAAAAAGCACUGGUAGUAUAACUUAAUAUUCUAUGUAAAGCAAAAAAUUAGAAACAAAUUAAUGUUAUUUUCAAGAAACAUAAUUUGGCUACAUCUUAUAUUGAUGUUCAAUA